Molecule: messenger RNA, 240 nt
Organism: Oppiella nova
Lineage: Eukaryota; Metazoa; Arthropoda; Arachnida; Sarcoptiformes; Oppiidae
Source: the annotation of a GenBank genome assembly
AUGGCCAAAAAGGACGGCACCAACUUUUUCCACCCUGAUGACCUAGAGUAUGGCGAGAACUUAGCCUGGAACUCCAUUGUGAACGUCAACUGUCGGGUGCCGCUGAAGCUAUGGUACGACGAGUGGAAGAUCUAUAAUUUCCUGAAACCUAACAUCACGUCUAGAAACGGACACUUCACUCAAGUGGUAUGGCGUGAGACCCGGAAAAUAGGUUGCGGUCAAGCGGUCAGUAAAGGCAAA